Molecule: messenger RNA, 235 nt
Organism: Racocetra persica
Lineage: Eukaryota; Fungi; Glomeromycota; Glomeromycetes; Diversisporales; Gigasporaceae
Source: the annotation of a GenBank genome assembly
CUUAUCUGUAUUCAAAUUCAGAUUUGAUAUCAACAAGAAAAACCUAUAAUGUAGAUACUAACAAAUUGGUGAUAACUAAAACUGAAAUUGAAGAGUUGGUAAGAAAUACAAUAGCAUCUACUCAAUCUCUGCCAGGUGACAAGUUGAAACAUCCUAGUCAAAUAGAACCAGAGCGUCUUAACGACAUGGCUGGUCCAUCUACUAUACAAAUAGUAAUAGAUACAAUUACUAAAGG